This is a messenger RNA of Kluyveromyces marxianus DMKU3-1042, 1710 nucleotides long. It is a transcript of the gene RTF1, whose product is annotated as RNA polymerase-associated protein. The transcript has a single exon. Gene Ontology annotation, molecular function: RNA polymerase II C-terminal domain phosphoserine binding; DNA binding. Gene Ontology annotation, cellular component: Cdc73/Paf1 complex. Bases 1 to 1710 code for a protein of 569 amino acids. The record is from RefSeq and is a predicted model, not a curated record. Lineage: Eukaryota; Fungi; Ascomycota; Saccharomycetes; Saccharomycetales; Saccharomycetaceae.
AUGUCUGAUCUAGAUGAUGAUUUGUUGGCAUUGGCAGGUGCAGGAACAGAUGACGAAGAGGAAGAGUUCCUAUCAACUUCUAAGAAGCGUAGCAGAAAAGACGCUUCAGAAGGUAAGAGAAGACGGAUAAUGGGAGACGAAGAUGAGGACGAGGAUGAUGAUGAUGAAGAUGAUGAUGGCUAUAUGCCUAGAGACAGAUAUGAGAAUGAUGAUGAUGGGGAUGAGGAAGAAGAAGCUGAAGAAGUCCCAUUCCCAUUGGAGGGAAAGUAUAAAGAUGAAAAGGAUAGAGAAAGGCUAGAGCUACUACCUGAAAUGGAAAGGGAAUCCAUUCUUUUCGAGAGAUCUCAGCUGAUGCAAAAAUAUCAAGAGCGUAAAUUGUUGAGACAGCAUGCCAGAUCUAUAAAGCAGCAACAACAACAGCAAAGACAAGAUUCAAAGUCUACCCGUGCUUCUGGGAGAUCCACAAGAACUACAGGGCAUUCCGAUCUUAAGCAAUCAAAGCUUUCAGAGCUCAAGAAACAAAGAGCAAAGAAGAGUGGUAAUUAUGAGUUUUCUGAUAACGAGUCUGACGACAGUAAUGACAACUAUCGGGAUGACAGGAGGGACGAGUAUGACGACGAGGACGAUGAAGAAUCCAUUUAUGAUGAUGAAGAAGACGAUUACGACUUAGGAUAUGGGAAGACUAAAAGACGUUCUCAUCACACUGAUGAAGUGGAAUGGGCGGAAGAUGAUAAUUUAGAUAGAGAUUCAUCUCUCGAAGACUAUAACAAAAUUCAAGUCGGCCGUUCUUUUGCAGCAAAGUUCUGCUUUUAUCCCGAAUUCAACAAAAUAGUCGAAGGAUGCUAUGGAAGGGUUAAUAUAGGCAAGGACAAACAUACUGGUAACUCUAUGUAUCGUAUGGUCAAGAUCGAACGUGUGUUCCUGCAAAAGCCAUAUAAUAUGGGUAAGUUUUUUACUAAUCAGUACUUUGGUGUUACCCAAGGUAAAGACCGUAAGAUUUUUCAAAUGAGCUUUUUCAGUGAUAGUCCAAUAACACAACCUGAGUAUGAAAGGUAUUUACACGCUUUAGAAAAAUCUGACCUUAAUCAGCCUACACCAUAUACGUUGAAUAACAAAUCUAAAGUGUUGAAUGAGUUUGUAUCUGAACCAUUAACGCCUAAGUUGAUGGAUGAUAUUGUGCGCAAUAGAAUGGUUUUCAAUAAGAAACUUUCAGGAACCAAUGCUGUCAUGGAAAAACAGGUUCUCAAAGAAAAAUUGCAAUUCGCUAAAGAAACUGGCGACCAGAAGAGCGCAGAUAAAUAUGCAACUCAAUUAAGGUCGCUCGAAAAGAGAUUGAGCUCUUAUGAAAAGCACCAUGAGAACGAUCAAAGCGAUAUAAAAACUCUAGGUGCAUUAACUUCAAAGAACAGAAAAAUGAAUAUUGACAGAAUAAGACAUGCCGAAAUCGUGAAAAGAGAGAAUGGUAUUAAUACGGUGGACGCUAAAAGAGAUCCAUUUAGUCGAUUGAAGACUAGGACUAAAAUUUAUUAUCAAGAAAUCCAACAAGAAGAAAACGAGAAGGCUAGAGAAGAGGCAAGAAAGCAACUGGAGGUCCAACAAGAAGCCGAAGAGCAAAAAAAGAAAGACCUAUUACUUGCAAAGUUCAGGCGUCUCGGUGGUCUAGAAGAGAUCAUUAACUCUUUAGAUUUACAAUUACACUUUGAUAUCUAG